AUGGAGAACGGAACUCACGCAGGACAGAUCGUCCAGGUCUCGUUGGUGCCCACGGGACAGCUCUUCUUGCCUGACAAAUGGAUCCUCGCCGGCGCAGACCAUGCAACGAAGACCCUGUAUCCGGACUACAGCUUCUACGUACAUCACAAGCCAAGCGGCAGGAGUCUAAUGUUUGACUUGGGCAUUCGCAAGGAUUUAGAGGCAUAUCCCCAAUGCAUUCGAGAAGAAUUUGUUCUUACAGAGCCGCGAGUGCCGAAGAGCGCUGCUGAAUUGCUCGACGAGGCAGGCAUUUCGGCAAACUCGAUCGACUAUGUGGUCUACAGUCAUCUUCACUUUGAUCACAUCGGAAACCCGGACGAGUUUCCGCGCAGUCAGGUGGUCGUCGGUCCAGGCUCAAAGGCCGCCGCAUACCCAGGGUACCCGACGAACCCAGACUCGCCUUUCCUCGGGUCCAUCCUCGAACAUCCCAGUGUUCGAGAACUUUCGUACGAGGAAGACAGCUGGAUCCCGUUCGGUCCGUUCCCCAUCGCGUUUGACUUCUUUGGAGAUGGAAGUUUUCUCCUCCUCGAUGCUCCGGGACACAUGCCAGGUCAUCUGAUGGGGCUUGCUCGCACGGGUGUGGACGAGUACGUGGUCAUGGGCGGCGACUGUUGCCACCACAGGAAGAUAUUCACGGGCGAGGGCCAGCUGGGAGAAGGACACGGGCCGAACGGCGCAUAUUCCAUGCACAAGGACCUUGAAACGGCCAAGACCACCAUCGGCAAACUCCACGAGCUCAGCCAGAGAGAGGAUGUCCUGGUGUGCCUGGCCCACGACGGGUUCCUCGAACCAGCGUUGAAGGUGUUGCCCGCGACACUGGGCGGGUGGCGCAAGACGGGAGUGAAGACGGAGAUCGCAAAGAACGUCCCGCGGGUCUCUGUCGAGGUGAAGCCAUUGCCCGGUAGCUAA
Molecule: messenger RNA, 948 nt
Organism: Cladophialophora psammophila CBS 110553
Lineage: Eukaryota; Fungi; Ascomycota; Eurotiomycetes; Chaetothyriales; Herpotrichiellaceae
Exons: 2
Coding region: 1-948 (315 amino acids)
Source: RefSeq, a predicted model, not a curated record